AUGGCUUCGUGGUUGCUCACAACUGCGCUUUUGACCCUUUCAACAUACGCCGCCGCACAAGAAUAUAGCUCGCAGAGCAACACCUUCAACUCCUCCUUCUCACUUUCACCCUCUCAAAUAAGCAGUGCCAAUCUCGACAAGACUACGGUCAAUAACGUCAACAUCGCCAUCCAUUUCGAACAAAGCAACUGGGCCACCGGCAGCAUUCACGAUGAUCCCUUCUACACACCACCUUCCAACGCCAGCUGUGCUCCACCAGGCUCUCUUCUAAAAGUGGAAGACUACACGAAUACCACCCUGUACACACUACCACCUAACGUCGCACUUUCCCGUAUCAUCUUCCAGUCCGCUAUCUACCUCAACGACCAUACCAACGCUCCCGUUCCGGCCUCAGCCUACAUCCUCUGGCCCUGGCACCCCCGUAUCGAUCCUGCGACAGGCAAGUACGCUGUCGUAGGCUGGGCCCACGGAACCUCUGGCAUCUUCGGCGAGUGCGCACCGAGCCAUAUCAGGAACUUGUGGUACCAGUACUCCGCUCCUUUCAUCCUAGCACUACAGGGCUACGUCGUUGUCGCGCCGGACUACACAGGCUUAGGCGUUGACCGGUGGCCCAACGGGACGAAGAUUCAGCAUCCUGCCUUCAAUAACCCGGCACAUGCCAAUGACCUGUUCUACUCCGUCGAGGCCGCGCAGAAGGCGUACCCAGAUGAGUUGAGCGAGCGCUUCGUGCUAUUCGGGCACUCUCAGGGUGGGGGUGCGGCGUGGGGCGCUGCGCAGAGGCAGGCAAGGCAGCCGGUUGAGGGUCAUCUGGGUACGAUCGCGGCCAGCCCGGUCACGGACAUUGUGAUGCAGUACCGCAUAACGCCGGAUGCUGGAUGGCCAUUUGAACUAGUUCCAGGACUCCUUUCAACGAUCCCCGACUUCGAUGACAGUGACUUCUUGACGCCAAAAGGCGUGCGGCAUUACGAUCUUCUUGCGGAGAUAGGCGGUUGCGCCAGCUCAUACUUGCCGCUCUUCUACCAGCCAAAGCUCCUUAAGCCUGGCUGGGAUACUACACCUGCGAUGCAAGAGUUCCAGAACCUCACCGGCAACGGCGGGCGACCGAUCUCCGGACCGAUGCUCGUCUUGCAAGGAACAGGUGACGUCGUGAUCACGACCAACUUGACAACGCAUUUCGUGAAAGAGACGUGCGCGCUGUAUCCGAAUAGCGAGAUCGAAUAUGCGCUUUUCGAAGGGGCGGACCAUGUGCCAACGUUGUAUGCGAGCCAGCGCAUAUGGCUGGACUGGAUUGCGGAGCGCUUUGAGGGUAAGCCUGUGAAGAAGGGUUGUGAGCAUAGGAUGUAUAGGCCUGCGAGGAGGGUGGAGGCGUAUCAGCAGGAACUGGCGUAUUAUAUGGAGAUUGCUACGCAGAGUUAUGAGGUUGCUUGA
Molecule: messenger RNA, 1428 nt
Organism: Saxophila tyrrhenica
Lineage: Eukaryota; Fungi; Ascomycota; Dothideomycetes; Mycosphaerellales; Extremaceae
Exons: 1
Coding region: 1-1428 (475 amino acids)
Biological process (GO): lipid catabolic process
Molecular function (GO): triacylglycerol lipase activity
Source: RefSeq, a predicted model, not a curated record